AUGUAGUCAACAAUGUAUAAUCUGCAGGAAGAUAGGAUAGUUUCUCCUGCCACUCCUUCUAUCAAAGACCUUGAGACGGUUUUGCAUGGAGGUAAAAGGUUUGGUAAUCAUGUGGAUGAAGUUUGGCCCAAUCUGUUCAUUGGAGAUAUGUCAGUGGCUAAUGAUCGCUACAGUCUCUGGAAGCUGGGAAUCACUCAUGUUGUGAAUGCAGCUCAUGGGAAGAUGCACUGUCAGGGAAGUCACGACUUCUAUGGAUCCACCGUGGAUUAUUAUGGAGUGCCUGCAGAUGACUCACCGUCGUUUGACCUCUCUCGAUAUUUCUUUCCCUGUGCUGAGUAUAUUCGCAAUGCACUUGACACGACUGGUGCUCGAGUUUUAGUCCACUGUGCUGUUGGAGUGAGCAGAUCUGCCUCCCUCGUCCUGACCUACCUAAUGAUCCACCAGCAUUACACACUACUGGAGGCAAUCGACAAGGUCAAAGAGCACAGAUGGAUUUUCCCAAACAGAGGAUUCCUUAAACAGCUUCGUGCUUUGGAUAUGAAGCUGCAAAAGACUUCAUGA
Messenger RNA from Archocentrus centrarchus (flier cichlid), 561 nucleotides. Its product is annotated as dual specificity protein phosphatase 13-like. The record is from RefSeq and is a predicted model, not a curated record. Gene Ontology annotation, biological process: negative regulation of MAPK cascade; protein dephosphorylation. The transcript has 3 exons. Gene Ontology annotation, molecular function: protein tyrosine/serine/threonine phosphatase activity; MAP kinase phosphatase activity. Gene Ontology annotation, cellular component: cytoplasm. NCBI's taxonomy places the organism in Eukaryota, Metazoa, Chordata, Actinopteri, Cichliformes, Cichlidae.